This is a messenger RNA of Thunnus maccoyii (southern bluefin tuna), 4880 nucleotides long. It is a transcript of the gene slc33a1, whose product is annotated as solute carrier family 33 member 1. The record is from RefSeq and is a predicted model, not a curated record. Lineage: Eukaryota; Metazoa; Chordata; Actinopteri; Scombriformes; Scombridae. The coding region runs from base 396 to 2048 and encodes 550 amino acids. Gene Ontology annotation, molecular function: acetyl-CoA transmembrane transporter activity. Gene Ontology annotation, cellular component: membrane. The transcript has 10 exons.
GACGGAUUUACACGUUACACACGCGGCACUUCCUGAUUCUCCUGUGUUGAUUUUCACCGAUGUAACCAGUUUUUUUUUAAGUCAAACGGUAGUCACUUUCUCGUGUUUCUCUCCGUUAAUAAAAAGCCAUCAGUUCUCGUUUGAAUAAACAUAGAGUCAAAUCGAUUUCGCUUUGAUUGUUCAGUAAUUCAGCCGUUUGAUUUCUGCUGUUUGAAUUGGCAUGUUGUUGCUUUUACUGUCAUCGUCACCAGACUGGGCUGUAGAGUGUCCACACAGUCUUUACUGUAUGUAUUCAAGGAACCAGGCAAAGGGGCAACUCGGUCAGCUGUUUGUAUGGAUGAACAAGAAAACAAAUUUGCUGAGGGCACAGCAGGUUUGAUGCCCACUGCUCCAACAUGGAGCACCCAGAUUUGAUCACGCAUAAGAACGGGCGGCAGAGGAAGCCGGCAGGUGCCCCCCUCCCUCCUGAAAACAUGAGGGACAUUGACAGGGGAGACAUGAGUGCCUCUGAGCCAGAAGUAGACGAUGAAGCAGAGGGUCUUAUCAGAGGGUCGGACUCAGAGGACAGGAGGCACCGCAGAGUCCAGCCUGGGAUUCGGGGCGAGUUGGGGAACGUGUUGCUCCUUCUGUUCCUCUACGUGCUGCAGGGGAUUCCUCUGGGACUGGCUGGAAGCAUCCCUCUGAUCUUGCAGAGUAAGAGUGUCAGCUACAAAGACCAGGCCUUCUUCAGCUUUGUCUUUUGGCCAUUUAGUCUCAAGCUUCUUUGGGCCCCACUGGUGGAUGCGCUCUACUUCAGCAGGUUUGGCAGAAGGAAGUCAUGGCUGGUGCCCACACAGUACCUGCUGGGCCUCUUCAUGCUCUACCUGUCUGUAACGGUUAACUCACUGCUGCAGAGUGAGGGAGGACCAAAGGUGGUGACACUUACCGCAGUCUUCUUUAUGCUAGCGUUUCUGGCAGCCACACAGGACAUAGCUGUGGAUGGCUGGGCUCUGACUAUGUUAUCCAGACAGAAUGUGGGCUACGCAUCUACAUGUAACUCCGUUGGCCAGACAGCUGGCUACUUCCUUGGGAAUGUUCUCUUUCUGGCUCUGGAGUCUGCUGACUUCUGUAACAAAUACCUCAGAAUAGAGCCCAAAGACACGGGCAUCGUCACCUUGCCAGACUUCUUGUUUUUUUGGGGAAUGGUGUUCCUGGUUUCCACAACGCUAGUAGCUGUCUUUAAAAGGGAGAAUGAACAUGGCAGAGGGAGGAGGAGAGUCCAGGAGGAGACAAAGGGUGUCAUGGAAACCUACAAUUUGCUGUUCUCUAUCAUCAAUAUGCCCACGGUCUUCACCUUCUGUGUCCUGCUUCUCACUGCUAAAAUGGGCUUCUCUGCAGCAGAUGCGGUGACAGGUCUGAAGCUGGUGGAGGCCGGAGUUCCCAAGGAGCAGUUGGCAUUGCUGGCAGUGCCCAUGGUGCCUCUUCAGAUCCUUCUACCAGUGGUCAUCAGUAAAUACACAGCGGGGCCCAGACCUCUGGAUGUGUUCUACAAGGCCUUUCCUUUUAGGUUGAUCAUAGGACUGGAGUACGCUCUGCUGGUGUGGUGGACCCCGAGUGUAAAACAAGACGGGGGGUUCCCUGUUUAUUACUACGGCAUAGUGCUGCUUAGCUACGCAGUGCAUCAGGUGGCACUGUACAGUAUGUACGUGGCCUGCAUGGCCUUCCACGCCAAAGUGAGCGACCCACUCAUUGGCGGGACCUACAUGACGCUGCUGAACACGGUCACUAACCUAGGAGGAAACUGGCCCUCCACCUUGGCUCUGUGGAUGGUAGAUCCACUGACCUCCAAGGAGUGCCAGGGAGCUGUGGGGCAAAGCUGUGGCUCCCCAGAGGAGGCGGGGCUGUGCGUCAAGGAGGGCGGCGCGUGCGUGACAACAUUGGACGGCUACUACGUGGAGUCGGUGGUGUGUGUUGUGAUUGGCUUAGCCUGGUGGGUGUGGUUAGGGAAGAAAAUGAGAAGGCUGCAGGACCAGAGCCCCGCUGCAUGGCGGUGCAGAAUUAAUCAGUGAGGACGCUCUUCUCAUCAGUACCACAGACUCUUUUUGUUGCACCUCUACAUAUUCUGCUCCAAAAACAGCUCGGUACUUGGACAAACUGUAUCUCCAUCUUCAUCCAUCCAGUCCUGCUUUAGCUGCUACAUUCAGAAAACACUCGCUCUUUCUCACUUCUGUCACCUUGGAAAACAUAAAUCUGAAGAAAUAUACCAUCUUUGUCUUCUGUGGAGGUAAAAAUCCCUCAUCAUCACUUGUGCUGACUGUAACAGUGUCCUUCAGAAAACUGAAACAACUGUUCAUAUUAUUUAAGAACUUCUGUAGAAUAUUUUAAUAUGGUUUUUUUUUUUUGCUCUGAAACCAUACUGCUUUAAAUAGCGUAACCAAACCAGAGCUGGGUCAAAUAGCACUUAUAAAUUAUUCUCUGACUUUGUUUUAACCUGCACAGAUGGCGAGAUGGUUGGGUUUGUUGCAUUUGAUCAUCUAAAGAUUAAAAUGGCAGCAAAAAAAACCCUCUUGCAAUUUGAGUCCUCCAAUAUCCAGAAAUCUUGAAAAAUGUUUAUUCUUUAUUAUUCCAUAAUAAAUGAUACUAAAGGGAAAAGACAGGUAAAAUGUAGAAAUGCACGUCUUUUUACUAACUGUAUUUUCUUUUUUUUGAAGAUUACAUACACCUACUAUUCACUUUGAUAUUUUGGCUGAUGUAACAGGAGUAUUUAUACAGUAUAUAAUAAGACGUACUAAGAAUUACUUUCAGGUUGAGAUAUUUUGUGCUCUUAGCUCAAACUAUUUUAACUGCCCCGAUGCUGUUUAACUCAACCCAUCUGGUAAUCUGAGUUUGUUAAACCCAGUUUGGAGAUUAACUUUGAUUGCUGUUUGACUCAAAUCUAAAUCAAUGUUCUUUUUAAAAUUAUUAUUUAAAUGUAAUUUUUUCAUCUUUGUGCCUUGUUUAGCUUGAAUUUGAAGACAUCCGGCAACAACAUUUCAAAGCUAGUUUGAGCUGUAAUUAAAUCAUUGAGUUAGGGAACUUUUUGACAACUUAUAAAUGCAACAGUUGAAUUUGAUGAGUAGCACCGGUCUUACAAUAUACAGUACACUAAUAUACAGUAGUUUUGUAGAUUACACAAAACAGCACGACUGCUAUCAUUUCAGUUAUUUCUCAAACUACAGAGUAUCAAGCUGAGUUCACAUUCCUUAUGAAGACUUAAGUUUGCACAGCGUGUUAUACAUAUUCUAAAACCUCAACAAUGGUUGAAUGAACUGAUGUUCUUUUGUCUAAAAUAUCAAAUGCUUUUUGUUGGAGUAAUUUUACAAAUGUCUUUAUUUUUCCAGAUUUUCUCCUGAAAUCUGAUCAGUUUUCCCCAUUACAGGACCAAUUCAGAUCUUAAAUAGCAAUAGUGGACAACUUACUGGCAGCUUUUGGAACAUCUCGAUUAUUAAAAGGGUCUGGAAGAGGAGUUAUUUUAAAGUUGCAAGAACAAAACUACUGAUAAUCAAAAUAUCCACUGAUAACAAUUUACUUUUGGUUGUUUUGUUAUUCAGCAUAUUUCUUUUUUCAGCCAUGCACAAGUAGGGUUUCCUAUUUAUUAUAUUCCAAAGUUUUAUGGAUGCUUUAUUUUUUAUUAUUAUGUUAAUGCGACAAUUUAUUGCAGGGGUCCUAAGUUAGACACUUAAACAUCCACAAAGUCUGUCAUGAUCUGUAUUGUUGAUCAAGGACACCAUCUGAGUGGGACAUCAACACCAGCCACCAGUAAGUUUUUAGCUGACGAUACGUUUAUCUACUUUCAGGUUUCAGGGUGAUGAUCACUAAAUAUACAGUACAUGUAGAAAGUGGAUUUGGGGAUUUUGGGACUUUGAGUGGCCUGUAAAAAAAAAAUUAAAAAAAACUCUGAUUGAUUUUCCCACAACAGAUCCUGGACCAGCAGCCUUGGUGAGACACUUGAUAAGUAAAAUCCUGGCUUGUGUUUUGCAUAUUGUACAUAAAACUGAAUGUUGCAGUAUUUUCUCUAAAGCCAGCAUUGAAGAUGGAACUGCUCUGUCAAAUGUAAAAUGUUGAAGUACACAAUCAGGGUUCAUGUAAGCUGUUCUCACUUCAUGUUCACAUUGUCUUAUCAGAAGAGGAUGAGACACAUUUUAACUAAUGUUCUGAUUUCUUAGGCUUACUUUGUAAACCACAGGUAAAAGGUCAACCAUAUUUGGAUUACUGUAGUAGAAGUUAUUUUCCAUUGAAAUGCACAAAAGUCUCUUAAACUGUACAUUAAACUCACACACUGUGAGCAGCUUCUUCACUUCAUUUUUUUUUUUGCUGUGAUGUUAAGUGCACCUUUUGAUUUGUGCCACAUUUCUGUUAUAUGACAAAAUUCAUCUUGAGAGCCUUUUUGCUAGAGGACACCAUGUUUGGUUUGAUUUUCUUCAACAAACACAACUGUAGAUGUGUGUAAAGUGAUUUAGUGUUUUUAUAUUUUAGACUGACAUUUCAGAUUGUUUAUUUAGUCCUUUAAACUAGCAUUUAGUUGGUGGUGAACUACUUGUUAUUUCAGUGACAGAACAUGUCGUUAUUUCAACAUUACCUCAUGACCUAUAAAUCACAUUUAUUUUAAAAAAGCCAUUUUGUUUUAUGUAAAUUAGUGAUUUUUUUUAUUUUGCUUUGCACAAUUUUUGUUUACAAUUAUUCCAAUUCCCCAAUCAUCAAAGAAAACGACAGCACAUGGCGAUGAGACAGUGAGAAAUUUAAAUAUGCUAGCAGCUCCGUAAUGUUCUGAUGAUGAACGUGAUGAAUUUUGACAUUCAUAGGAUGCAAUAUUUAGAUUUGAAACAAAUCUUAUAUGUAAUAAAAAAAAAUAUAUAUACAUA